UGAAACGUCAGGUUCCGGACAUGCCAGCGUGUGCUCUGUUUGUCACAGGAAUCGUUGUCCGUCUUUUGCCAAAGAAACAUUGGACCCAGCAGGUGUCCACCGGAGGAUACCGCUCUCCUGGCCAGCACAUACUGUAGGGAAGCGUACGGGUAUUCCCAGCGCCCAAAAGUUUUCGGAGCAGGCCUCAGGCCUUCAUUAGCGCAGGAAGACAUAAACACACGGGGAGCGGUGAUGAUCUUGCGGAACUGAAGCGGGAACUUCAUACCACGACACGAGGGAGAUCGGAAUGAACGGCCAGGCUUUGUUGCUGGAGACGCUGCGUCAAGUUGAGCUCGAGCAGUACUACAGUAACUUCUCUGUAGUGGGUAUCAACGAUGUGGAGACGCUGGUGCAGCUGACCAUGCAGGACUAUGGCAUUGUCGGGGUGCAUAGUAUGGAAGACCGCAAACGUAAGUUUCAGCUGAUACAAAUGCUUAAAACGGAGUUCCCUAGCUUGAAUACCGACGCAUCAUCAACAGCGGCUUUGCUUCAAAAAGCAUCCAGUUUGCACAACGUCACCCCGGAACAGCAGACAUAUCAACAGCCAGUAUCAUCGCAACGCGAGGACAGUAAUCUCCGCCGCGUAGCGAGUUCAGGACGCAUACGCCCGCCGUCUGGCAGUUUCGGCGGCAACCGCUACAACGACUCUUUCGGUGGAAACGGAAGCGAUGAUGCGGACGAGGAUGGUCGAACGCCUGUGAAGUUUAGGAAAUCGCAGGCAGUGCUAAACGCGUAUGGAAUACCGCUGGCGGCGGCGGGGUCGCAGAAUCUUGCGAAGUCAAAUUCGAGUCUGAGCGAUAGGAUCCGUGUGUGCGUCAGGAAGAGGCCGUUGAACUCGAAGGAGCGGAAGCGGAAUGAGAGUGAUAUUGCGACGGUGACCGGACGGAGGACUGUGAAUAUCAACGAGCCAAAGGUCAAAGUGGAUUUGACGAGAUACGUCGAGCAGCAUGAAUUCGUCUUUGACGAAGCCUUCGACUCACACUGCACGAACGAUGAUGUGUAUCGACGAACCGCGUUUCCACUCGUGGAAUACAUUUUCACAGGAGGAAAAGCUACCUGCUUCGCGUACGGACAAACAGGUAGCGGCAAAACCCACACUAUGCUGGACGAAAAAGACGGCCUCUACGUCAAAGCCGGCCGGGACAUUUUCGCGACCCUGCAGCAGCCGCAACACGCGCACCUGACGGCCUGGGGCAGCUUCUACGAGAUCUACCAAGGGCAACUGUACGACUUGCUCAACUCACGCAAGAAGCUGUUUGCGCGUGAGGAUGGCAAGCAACAAGUCUGCAUUGCGGGGUUGCAGGAACAUGAAGUUAAAGAUGUGGAGGGGUUGAUGAGCAUCUUUGAGUUUGGGAAUAGUGCGAGGAGUACUGGUGCUACCGGCGCAAACGCGGACUCGUCACGGUCUCACGCCAUCUUUCAGAUCGUCCUCAAGCAUAAGAAGUCGAAGAAGCUAGCAGGCAAGCUGAGCUUCAUCGACCUGGCGGGCAGCGAACGAGGUGCUGAUCGUGGGGACGCGGAUAAGCAGACCAGAAUGGAAGGAUCAGAAAUCAACAAGAGUUUGCUGGCGUUGAAAGAAUGUAUCCGAGCGCUGGAUCAGGAGUCGAGACAUACGCCGUUCCGGCAGAGUAAACUGACUCAGGUGUUGAAAGACUCGUUCAUUGGAAACUCGCGGACAUGUAUGAUUGCCACUAUUUCGCCAAAUAUGUCAAACAGCGAGCACAGUCUCAACACAUUGCGCUACGCUGACCGUGUGAAAGAACUGAAAGGCGAUAGGUACAACACGCGUAGCAAGGUCCCUAAAUCGAUACCCAAACCAACCCCACGCGGGGGUUUCUCCAAAGACAAAUUGACCUCCUCGUCGGCGGUAUCGUCUGAGGACAACGUCAGCACCAGCGCCUCAUCCCUCGCAAAACCGCCACCACCCUCCACAUCCAUCCCGACCGCCGCCAGCACAUCAUCCACAACCACCCGACCACCCGCACCCAGCACUGACGCGGAAUCCGUCGACGACUUCAUCCGCUUGCACCGGCAGCACAUCCGCGAGAUCACCGAGAUCAACCGGCUCGAGAGCAAGUUGCUGGUUAACCUCACGAUGCGCAUGGGCAACAACACGUCCGCGUCAGACAUGUCGCAGCAGCAGUCGGAGUUUGAGAGUUAUGUGAGGGAGCUGGAUGGGUUGAUGGAGAGGAAGAGAGGGACGGUGGAGGAGGUGCGGACUAAGGUUAAGCUGAUGUUGGCGAGGGGUUGA
Molecule: messenger RNA, 2290 nt
Organism: Fimicolochytrium jonesii
Lineage: Eukaryota; Fungi; Chytridiomycota; Chytridiomycetes; Spizellomycetales; Powellomycetaceae
Product: P-loop containing nucleoside triphosphate hydrolase protein
Exons: 15
Coding region: 287-2290 (667 amino acids)
Biological process (GO): microtubule-based movement
Molecular function (GO): ATP binding; microtubule motor activity; microtubule binding
Source: RefSeq, a predicted model, not a curated record